UAUUAUAGCAAAUAUUAAUUAAGUUACAAUAUAGAGCUAGCUAUUUAUAUAAACUUUGUAAGUUUUUUUUCUUCUUCAGCAGAUCAUCAUGAUCAUGGAUAGCCCUAGUAAUAUUGGUGGUGGUACAAUAUUGGAUGAAGAUCAUGAUCAUCAUGGUCAUGAUGAUCAAGUUGAAGUUCCACUUCCGGGAUUUCGGUUUCACCCAACUGAUGAAGAGCUUGUAGGCUUCUAUCUCCGCAGGAAGGUUGACAAAAAACCGAUCACCAUCCAGCUCAUCAAACCCAUUGACAUCUACAAAUACGAUCCUUGGGAUCUUCCAAAAGGCACCUCAUGUAGCGCAGGAGAUAAAGAGUGGUACUUCUUCUGCAAAAGAGGAAGAAAGUACAAGAACAGCAUAAGACCGAAUCGAGUGACCGGCUCCGGGUUUUGGAAGGCGACCGGCAUCGACAAGCCGGUGCAUUCCCACGGAGGAGACUAUGGACAGAAAAAUCAGUGCAUUGGACUCAAGAAAACUUUGGUUUACUAUAGAGGAAGUGCAGGGAAAGGCACCAAAACUGACUGGAUGAUGCAUGAGUUUCGCCUUCCCACCAUUAAUGACAAUUACCAUAAUAUCACCAAUAUUCACCCAGCUUGCAACACACCUAAGGCAGAUCCUCAAGAAGCUGAAAUAUGGACUUUAUGCAGGAUAUUCAAGAGAAACAUGUCAUACAGAAGGUACACCCCGGAUUGGAGAGAAUUAUCUACUAAGCGCCAUCAUCCAAUGGACGCAAUAAUUAGCUCUAAGAAAUGCAGUAAUUUGGAUCAUUCUGAUAAUAACAAUAACAUUACGACUAAUCGAGAAGCUAAUCAUAAUUACAUCGAUUUCAGCACUCCGAUUAGGAUGAAUUAUCACGAGGAUCAUCAAGAGAAGAAGCCUGUUAUAAAUCACACGAUGAUCAUGAAUAAUAAUGGAAUUAGUCAUCACGACCGUACAUCUAACCAGCUCUUGCAUGCUGGUCAAUUGAACUCCAAUAUGGUCCCUCAUAAUUAUAACAAUCACAAUAUUAUUAAUGUUAAUCCGUCUAUUAAUCCCUUCUCAAGCUGUUUUUCGACAUGCCCAGAUGAGAUUAGUGAUGAUCAGUUAUUUACGCGCAUGACAAAUACUACUUGGGAUGAGCUUAGCGCAGUUGUAGAGCUUGCUCUUGAUCCAGCUUUUGAGUAAUUAAUUAUAUUUACUAGCUUAGUUAGCUAGACUUGUUGUAAUUAUAUACACACGUAUUUAUUAGAUUUAGAUAGAUACAUAUAUAGCAGUAGUGUGGAGCUUAUUAAUUAUGUGUUGUACUUUUGGAUUAUUUUACUGGAUUC
Molecule: messenger RNA, 1344 nt
Organism: Morus notabilis
Lineage: Eukaryota; Viridiplantae; Streptophyta; Magnoliopsida; Rosales; Moraceae
Product: transcription factor JUNGBRUNNEN 1
Exons: 3
Coding region: 89-1201 (370 amino acids)
Biological process (GO): regulation of DNA-templated transcription
Molecular function (GO): DNA binding
Source: RefSeq, a predicted model, not a curated record